AUGAGCGAACCACGGUCCACAUUAAAGAUCCCACAUGAGGUACACUUAAACAAACCAGUCGUAAGCGACGUCCCUAAAAACAAUGCCCAAAAAGUGACAACAUUGGGUGGCUUUAUUGCCGGUGGUGUUGCCGCGUGUGGAGCAGUGACUUUUACCAAUCCUAUUGAGUUGGUUAAAACUAGAAUGCAAUUACAAGGUGAACUAUCAAAGCUGAAAGGACAGGCGAAACUAUAUAAGAACCCACUCCAAGCUUUUGCAACAAUUUACAAACAUGAGGGAAUCAAAGGAUUACAACAAGGAUUGAUGUGUGGGUAUUUUUACCAACUUGGCUUAAAUGGAUGCAGAAUUGGGCUUUACGAACCUAGUCGAUAUUAUCUCACAAAGAUGUUUGCCCCUUCGAAAAUCCAGAAUGGCCAUGUUCCACAAAAUUUACUAAUCAAUGUCGUUGCUGGAUUUGUGUCUGGGUCAGCUGGCGCUGUCUUAGCCUCUCCAUUCUUCUUGGUCAAAACCAGAAUGCAAUCGUAUUCUAAAACCGGUGCAGUGGGACAACAGACGUAUUAUAGUGGUGCAUUAGAUGGGUUGACGCUGAUUUAUAGAGCAGAAGGUUUCAAAGGAUUAUACAGAGGAGUUGACGCCGCCAUUUUGAGAACUGGUGCUGGAUCAGCAGCCCAAUUACCAGUAUACAACUUGACCAAGAAUUUUGUAUUGAAACAUCACAUUGCAAAGGACAACACCUUGCUAUUGCAUUUCAUCAGUGCGUCAAUGGCAGGUCUAGGCGUAGCAAUAGUGAUGAAUCCAUGGGAUGUUGUAUUGACAAGAAUGUACAACCAGAAGGGGAACUUGUACAAGGGUCCUUUGGACUGCUUCAGAAAAACAAUUUCUAUUGAAGGUCCAAUGGCCUUGUACAAAGGUUUCUGGGCUCAAUUAUUUAGAGUUGGACCUCAUAGUAUAUUGACAUUGAUAUUCAUGGAACAUUGCAUGAAAGCUAUGGUUAAGAUUGAGCAUAGAUUAGGAUUGGAUCCUGUUUGA
Messenger RNA from Lodderomyces parapsilosis, 1029 nucleotides. RefSeq names its product Oac1p (gene OAC1). The transcript has a single exon. The record is from RefSeq and is a predicted model, not a curated record. NCBI's taxonomy places the organism in Eukaryota, Fungi, Ascomycota, Pichiomycetes, Serinales, Debaryomycetaceae. Gene Ontology annotation, biological process: transmembrane transport. The coding region runs from base 1 to 1029 and encodes 342 amino acids.